Meloidogyne enterolobii is the source of this 926-nucleotide messenger RNA. The record is from the annotation of a GenBank genome assembly. NCBI's taxonomy places the organism in Eukaryota, Metazoa, Nematoda, Chromadorea, Rhabditida, Meloidogynidae.
UUUUUUUUAUUAAUUUUGGGAAUAAUUCUUUAAUAUUUUUUUUUAUUUUUUGGAACUACAAAAUGCUUUUACCAACUAAACGUUGCAAAUUUACUAUUUCGAUUGAGCGUGAUCCAAUUUUCAUAGCUGGCCGUUAUUGCAAAUUUUCCAGAAAUUUGCCUCAAUCUGCUUGGGGAUUUGAUGGGGAAAAUGGGCAAAAUGGAGGAUCUGUUGGUGAACGAAUUUCAAAUGUUUUGGUUAAACAUUUUGGAGCAAAUUCUAGUCGGUUUACGCCUUCUGGGAGGGAGGAUGUUGAUGUUAGAAUGUUAGGAACUGGAAGGCCUUUUGUUGUUCAAUUAUUAAAUGCUAGAAGAACUUCUUGUUUAAAUUAUAAAAAUUCUACAGAAAAAUUGCAAGAAUUAGCAAAUGAAAUCAAUUCAGAUUCAAGAAAAGAAGUUGUUGUUAAUUCACUUGCUCAAGUAAAUGCUAAACAAGCUUUAAUAUUAAAUGUUGGUUUGGAAGAAAAAAGAAAAGUUUAUUCGGCUCUUUGUUAUUCUAAAAUUCCAUUAAAAGAUGAUUUUAUUGAAAAACUUUCUUUAAAAUGUCCAGUCGAAAUUUUACAAAAAACAGCAAUUCGAGUACUUAAAAGGCGUCCUUUGCUUGAUCGUCAAAGAACUAUUUUUUGGAUGAAAGCACAAAAAGUGGAUUCUUUUCAUUUUCAGUUGAGAUUGCAGACUCAAGCAGGUACUUAUGUAAAAGAAUUUGUACAUAGCGAUUUUGGAAGAACACGGCCAUCUUUAGCUGAAUUAAUGGAUUUAGAGUUGGGCACUGUGGAUAUUUUAAGAUUGGAUGUUUUGUCUGUUGAAUUAGAAUGGCCACCAUUAACAUUAACAACAAUGGCUCUUCAAAAUGAAAAAAAAAAGAAAGAAAAAGAAAAAAUUAUUUAA